Molecule: messenger RNA, 1947 nt
Organism: Amyelois transitella
Lineage: Eukaryota; Metazoa; Arthropoda; Insecta; Lepidoptera; Pyralidae
Product: cilia- and flagella-associated protein 157
Exons: 1
Coding region: 1-1947 (648 amino acids)
Cellular component (GO): cilium; ciliary basal body
Molecular function (GO): microtubule binding
Source: RefSeq, a predicted model, not a curated record
AUGGCCCCGAAAAAAGACAAGGGAAAGGCGGAAGAAGCGCCAAAAGGCGGCGGGGGAUUUACAGAAGUAGAGAAAACAUUCUUAGAGCUGCAAGUCGCUGAAUGCAACAGAAAAAUAGCAAGACUUCGCGCCGCAGUCGACGAAUAUGAAACCAGAAAUGAAGAACUACAGAAAGCGUACGAUAAACUUGACGAAGACAGAGCAGACAUUAUUUCUUAUCUCAAGAAAACUCUAAAUUUAAAAAAUGAAGAGAAUAACGAACUUAAAGACAAAGUGAAAGGCCUUGAAGAAACAAGAGAGAUUGAGACAAAGGAGUUUAAAAGAACAGUCGCUGAGUUAGAGAGAAACUUCACUAUAAUGAAAGAUCAGUUAACAUCGGAAAACAAGCUAUUGGCCGGUAAACUUAAUACCCUGGAGGAGUUCAGAGCCAUAAGAGAUGAUUUGAUGAAGAAAUUCGAAAAGCAAGAACAAGACUUUCAAGAUCAGGAAAUGAAGUACAAAAGAAUUAUUUACGAUGCAGAGAAAAAAUAUGUAAUCAGUAAAGAUAAACUUAAAAAGGAAAUGGAAGCUCGUUUAUUGCAACUUGCUCAAGAUUUUCAAGAUGCAACUGAAUUAAGAAUAGCAGCUUCAACCCACAGAGUGAUCAGAGAGAAUAUUGCUAUUAAUAAUGAAUUGGAUAAUAUCUUGACUUCACAAGCCAAAUUAGCCGAACAAAACGAAAAAUAUAAAGAAAGUGAAAGAGCGGCAAGAGUUGCAAAGGAAUUAGCCGAAGAGGAACGAGAUAAAGCUAUAAAUAAAAAUGUUAUUCAACUGAAAGUAAUAGAACAAUUGACAACAGCAUUCCAAGAAAUAAAGAAAAGUAAAGCUUUGCAAGAUAGAAAGAUUAUAGAUUUUGAGGCACAACAAGUGAAGGUCCAGAAAUUAACAAAAGAAAAUGAGAAUUUGACGUUACAAGUCAGAAUUUUGGAACAAAACUUGCAUAAUAAAAUGAGUGUUGAAAGUAAAGCAUCUAUCGAGGCGGAGCGAAUUUACGGUCAAUGCAAAAAACUAAAAACUAUUUUGAAAGAAGCUGCUAUUGUAAUCAAAGCUGCGUUAAAGUUAGAUCAAUGGGCUACUACAGAUCCAUCAAAAGAAAUAAUGGAUAGACAAAAUCUCUUGUCGCGGCUUCUUGAAAUCGUGUCCCAAUAUCGUGACAUCCAACAUGCAGAUUCAGUAGAAACUCUAGCAUCUUUUGGUAAAGUAUAUAAAGAAGGCGAUCUUGGAUUUAUUCCUAAGCCAGUUGCUAAGAAAUCAUUGCAAUCUGCUGCAUUGUCUUUCAGUUCCAAAGAAACUGGCCGCAAAGCUGACCAAAGUACGCCAUCAGUUUCUAUUGAAUCCUCAAUCCUUGGCAGUUUGAAUACAAUACCUAGUAUUAAACUGAUACCCCCUGAAUGUUUACGUGAAUCGGUUGAUUAUUUCAGUAUGGAAUCAUUUGUCACUUCAACUAAAACUGAAAGCGUUUUUGAGGAAACUCAACCCCAAACAGGUGGACAAACGGACGUCGAUAAAAUGUUAGAAGCUAGUAAAUUGGAAAUGCAGAGAUCUAUAAUGAGGGAAUUGGUUGAGGCCAAACAACCAAAGAUACAGGAAAAGACAAUUGUAUCAGACAAGGAGGAGGAUGCAAAGGCAUCUGAUACUGCCGAGAGAGAAACAAAGGUUGAGUUAGAAGAAACUAUUGACGUGGAAGAAGAACGGACAGAAGGGAAAGGGGGUGAAGAGGAAAUGACGAAAGGCAUUGAAGUAAUGGCGGAAGGUGAAAAAGAAAUGGCGGAAGAUAAAGAAGAAACAGUGGAAGGUAUAGAAGGAAUUUUAGAAGGUGAAGAGGAAAUGUCGGAAAAAGCAGAUAAAGAUUUCCAUAAAGAAGCGAAAGAGCUACCAGAACAAAAGACUGAAGAUGGAGAGGCAUAG